This is a messenger RNA of Amphimedon queenslandica, 781 nucleotides long. RefSeq names its product pyridoxine-5'-phosphate oxidase-like. The record is from RefSeq and is a predicted model, not a curated record. Bases 73 to 690 code for a protein of 205 amino acids. Lineage: Eukaryota; Metazoa; Porifera; Demospongiae; Haplosclerida; Niphatidae. Gene Ontology annotation, biological process: pyridoxal 5'-phosphate biosynthetic process; pyridoxine biosynthetic process. Gene Ontology annotation, molecular function: FMN binding; pyridoxamine phosphate oxidase activity. The transcript has a single exon.
AUAAAGUUGUGUGGGUGUUGAUCACUAUAAAAGAGUGCAGCCUAUUCAAUCACUACACCGAUUUCUGUGAUUAUGGCGAAGCUUCUUACAUUUACAGAAAGUGACCUAAUAGUCCCUUACAACCCGUUGCUCCAGCUUCAGAAAUGGCUUGAUGAAGAGAAAGAUGCUACAGACUCAGUUCUAAUGUCUUUAUCCACUGUAAGCUCAGAUUGCAUCCCUUCUUGUCGCUACCUUAAUUUCUGUGGACUUCGAGAAAGUGGCAUUCCAUUUUACACUGACAGCAGGAGUAGGAAAGUCAAGGAAUUUACAGCCAAUCCAGCAGUUGCUCUGACCCUAUACAUUCAACCUUUGGUUCGUCAGAUACGCAUACAAGGGACAGUGAAGGAGCUCAGCAAGGAGAUAGCAGCUGGAUAUUUCAAUGCUCUAUCAAGAGAACACCAGAUCACACUUGUGCUAAACCAUCAGGAUAAACCGAUAGCUAGCAGGAAGGCAAUGAUUGAGAAAAGGAAAGAAAUAGCUCAAAAGUACAGUGAUCCUUCAAUACGUAUAUCAUUGCCAGAGAGCUGGAGAGCUUAUAUUGUUCUGCCAAAUGUCAUUGAGUUCUUUCAAGGCCACACUGACUGGCUUGAUGAUAGAAUCGUCUUUACAAAGGAAGAUGACAAGUGGAAUGUUAAGCGUCUUUUACCUUGAGUCAUUGAACAAUAUGAAAGUUAUAAUGGUUCUUGUGUGAAUAAGUAUUAAUUAUAAUGUUAUUCCAAGCAAAAAUAAAUAAUUUCAUUUA